CUUCUAGCCCUGUUACCGAAUGACAAUGUUACUCAAUAAAUUGUAAAGAAUGAACACGUUAUUGUUAGGGAACUAAAGAUGGAGGUUUACAACACUGGAGCAAACUUGAAAAAGUGAAAAGAAAUAGGAUCAUAGUAAUUUGAAAUAGAAGCACUUCCUAGGCGAUCAAAUCCACCCCGUGCAAGGAUAUGAUAUAGUUUUCAGUAGAGGACAUGUCAGAUAUGACAGUACUUUUUCACCAGAUCUUAACCAAAAGUCCUUGUAAGGCAUUAAAACCACAUGGCACUUCUAAACAAAUAAUAUUUCUACAGAAGGUACAGGUUGUAUUUAGCAGGUGUUUUGCUCUGUUCUCUUAGCUGUUGUUGAAGAUGUAUAUGUUGAUUUGGUAUGUCUCCUCAUGCUGGGAAUUGCACCUCCAGCUCGAAGUGUGGACAUAGAGUAGAAGAAUCAUAAGAUUCCCCUGAGACACAGGUAAGGAGAAGAAGCCUAAUGCCUGAGGGAAGGGUGCAUUCAGAGAGACCCAAAAGGCGACAGAGGUGCAACUAGCCUGUGACAAUGACAGUACCUAAGUAUGGACUUAGGAGCCGAACUUUAGGCAGUCACUUUUGAAAACCUUGACCCCAGCAAGUAGCAACUGUGGUAAAAAUAAGUUUUGAAGGACCUACAAGAGGAGAUUUUUCAAAGAACAAAUGGCAGUUGGGAAUCUAACUCGCAUUGAAAAUUUCUCCCAAGAGUUUGAAAGAUUUGUAGUAUGGAAAAAGGCCGUAAGGUGUUGUGCUUCUUUAGCUGCUCUGAGUUGAUGUGGCACAGAGUGAAAUGGAUUCAAUGGAAAUGGAGUGCAAUGUGUUGUAAAAUAUCUGGAUAGUCAGAAAAUUCAACUGGCUGUGAGAGAAAGCAGGAGCCUCUAUGAAGCUCUCAUCAGGAGCAGGGAAAGGCUGAUGUUUAAUACUGUUGAUUUAAUAGGCUAGAAAACCCUGGGAUAUAUAGGGUACAGAGCAUUGUUGGAAAACAAACUUCAUUUCAGUAUCCAUCCAGCAAAAAUGGUGCUGCCAAGAACCAGAGCAUAUUGGGGUGAGGAGAAGGAACUUACUGACUGAGAGGAAAUUUUUUAACCUUGAUUACAAAGAAGGAUUCAGCAAUUGCUGAGAGUUGUAUUAAUAGUACUUCAUAUCCAUACCUGUCUCAUCCAACAUGUCCAUUUAAGUGGGCCCUGAUAACUAUUUCCUGGAAUUUGCUGAAGAGCAGUGCCUAACAUUUCUCAGAAACUUGUCUUCUCAUCCUCCCCACAGCCAGAUUGGGAUGCAUAUGCACUAACUAUGUUUAGCAGGCCAUAUUCAAAAGCCAGCUUGACCAUCCUUAACCUGAUUCUAUUUACUGUCAGCCUCUUUCCUUUAUUUUACUCUCAAGGGCUAUGCCUACUCCAUGUCUUGAGUUGGAGCCCCUGCAGUAUUUUGUAUUCUUCACCAAUCACUUUGGCCUUUUCCCUUUUCUGUUUUGUUUCCUGGAUGUAUGCUAUCUGUAUCUUCCUCUUCAGUGUCUCUGCUGGGUCCAUGCUACAGCCAGUUAGUGUGCCGACAUUCCAGCUUGCCUGUCUGAUCUUAGUUUUCUGGGGAGCUUCUUUAACUGCACACGCCCAAAGCUGUACCAUAGCCAUGGCCAACUUUCCACCACACUUGGGCGGGGGCACUGUGCAUCGUUUCUAGAAUCCCCCUCAUUUUCUUGAUUCAUUUCAGGACUCAUAGUGUCAAUUUAUGUAAAUUUUUGCUGCCAACCUGAUGCCAACUCUCUUCCUUUUUCAACUGGGCUUGGAAUUGGUUCUGGCAGAGGAAAAGUAUUCACAUGAAGUUCAUGGAUCUGGAAAAAGCCUCUGACUGAAUUCCAAGGGAAGUCAUCUGAUGGUGCAUGAGGAGGAAGAUUGUGCAAAACUUGUGCAGCUUAUUGAAGCCAUAUAUAAAAAACCCUGGGUGGAUUCUGAAGGACUGUGCAUUGAAUCACCGUCCAGAGCCCUUGUUGGAGUUGAAGUGAUCUCUGCAGUGGGUCAGUCGCUUGUCGCUCCAAGAUCCAACCGCAGGGAUUCCACAACACCCACCAGAAUUAAUAAGUUUAUCAUUUAUGAACUUGCAAACUUCAACGGUUACUCCAAAGAACUGACCUCUGACAUCUCCCACCUGGGGUCUGUAGACGGACAUGACUGCAUCUCCUCACUGAAGGUCAUUGACCAGCCCUGGGUGGCCUACCAGCAUCAUCAUUAUUCAGGUUUUCUGAAUUGGGGCCAGUAGGAGGAGGCAGACGAGCACACACUACAGGAGCUUCUCAGUCACUGCUUCUGCUCCAAGAACCAAUUGCAAAGAUCCUGCCACACCCACCAAAAUGAAUGGGAUCAUCAUUUAUGAGCAUGCAAACUUCCAAGGUAAAUCCAAAGAAUUCACUUCUGACAUCGCUGACUUGAAGCCUGCAGACUGGGCCCACUGUGUCUCCUCUGUAAAGGUCACUGGCCAACCCUGGGUGGCAUAUGAGCAUCCUAAUUAUUCAGGCAAGUUCCUGGUGUUUGAGGAAGGUGAAUACAGCUUUGUUGUUGAAGAUAUGAAUGACAAGAUCACUUCUCUCAAGCUGAUCACUGAAAACCUGAAGAAUCCCAAGAUCACUCUGUAUGAACAUGCCAACUAUCAAGGGGAGAUCAGGGUGGUAACAGAAGCAACUAGUCUGAGCAAGGGAUCUUUCAAUGACCGAGUGUCUUCCCAUAAGGUGCAGAGCGGUGCCUGGCUAUUGUGUGAACAUGAGGAUGGAAGCGGCUUGAAUUAUGUUGCCCGGAAAGAUGAACAGCUUCUAAACUAUGAAUCGAUCAAUUUAAAUGACAAGCUUUCAUUUCUGCGCCCCCUGAGAGCCGGCUGGCGCUAGUUCUGAUGGGCUGCAGAGCCUGCCAUUCUGGGGUGCCAUUGAUCGGCUGAGCCCCUACAGUUAGAGCUCUGCCCAUGUUUGCACUUCAUUGCUCCACACACCACAGAAUCAGUGAAUUUGGGAAACCGCCACUCAUCCUGUGCUGUGCUUCAUAGCCUGGUAUCCUGCUGUUUGUCCCCCAAGGCCGCGCCAGAACUUUGUCUAGAACUUCACCCCCCCAGUCUCCUUCAUGCUCUCCCUGAUCAGCAGCUUCCUCUGGGGUGUUCCCUCCCCUCCCAGACCCUUCACACAGCUCUAACUAGGAGGCUUAUUCAGGGAUCUGCUGGCCUUUCUCUGUCAUUUAUUUUCCUUUCAAUCCCUUCUCCCGGGAUAAGACAACCUCUGGAGUUCCCUGAGCUCUACAUUUCUAUGAUUCUAUGAUCAUAGAGGGUCCCCCAGAAGUGUUUGAGCCAACCUUGGGAAUAUCCUGCCCCAUUAUCUCCAUGACACCCAGAGACAGAUUGAAAGGAAUGUCCACAUGGAUGAAACAGAAGGAAUCAACCAAACAGAUCUUCAGCAAACCUUGAUCACCACAAUCUAAAGAAAGUGUGAGAUUUCCAGUUUAUACAGCUUCAUGUGGGGUGGGAAAGGGGAUGGGGAGGGGAUCAUGUUCUUUGUGGAGAUAGGAACUUCCAGCACCUCCUAGUAUCAGCACCCACCAACAGGGAAAAAAUCAUGGUAUGCCACUGGCUAAGAGAUCUCACACAGUGCUUGUCAUCUGCGCCCUAACAUGCCAUGUCAAGAUUGAUCGAGUUGAUCACCAUCUAGGAUGGGAGAAGAAGAACUGAGCAUGAGGUGCACCAGAGCACACUGCUCAUAGCACCAACCCAGGGCAUCGAUCCAGGAGUAAGCUCCAGCAUGGAGGUGGCUCCACAAACCCGUUGUGUUUCCUACCUCUUCCAUCCCAACAUGCUCAUGUCGGCUUCCAAGAAAGGGUUGAAGGGUUUCAAGUCCGCUAGCUUCUCUGAGUGAUUUAUUGUUAACCUGCUCCAAUAAAAUGAUUUGCAGUGAAA
Chrysemys picta bellii (western painted turtle) is the source of this 3950-nucleotide messenger RNA. Lineage: Eukaryota; Metazoa; Chordata; Testudines; Emydidae. The record is from RefSeq and is a predicted model, not a curated record.